UCUAACAGCCGUUUGAACACGCUGACUAUGUUUUGUCUGUGUUGAAAAUCUGAAAUCAUAUCUGUCUUUGAUCGUAUUGUAGAUAGGUGUGUAUUCAUUAGUCGGAUUCCGUUGUAAAACGUUUUGUCUGUUUGCAACGGAAAUCGUUUACUCCAAACAUAAAUCGUGUUGCAACGAAAACGAGAGUUUCUAUUUAUUGGACAAAUUCAGGUCUGGUUGAUCGAGACGUUGUGUUGUCUGGUGGCAGUAACCAUGGAAUCCGCCUGUCGCAAAGACAAGCCAAAACUGAAUUCCACUCCUACCAGAGGCGACAGGGCUAAGCAGAAAUCCGCCCAGCAGGAACUGAAACAGCGCACAGAGAUCUACGCCCUGAAUAAGGUGAUGACCGAGCUGGAGCAGCAACAGUUUGAAGCCUUCUGUAAGCAGAUGCAGUCCCAGGGAGAGUGACUGACACACCGACAACCUCCCCACAGCCCCACCGGAACCUUAACCUCCAGCAGCCCUGUCCCAAAGCACAACUACAGGCUCAACCAGUAAAACCAUUUCUUACAUAUCACACAGACACAUUGAACUGUGAGUGGCUGGUCCUGUUACGUAGCGAUUGCCAUAGACAAUUAUGUGGAUCACUGCUGGUCACCUUUGUGUGUUCUCGCCUGUUGCCUUUCCUGUCCUCUCAUGGGCUGGAACGCUCUUGUUUGCUGGUAUGUGUAAUGUUGUCACCGCACCAGUCACCAUGUUAAACACUGUUCUCGGGCAAGGAGUGUAUUUUUAUUUUUUAUUUAACCUUUAUUUAACUAGGCAAGUCAGUUAAGAACAAACUCUUAUUUACAAUG
This is a messenger RNA of Coregonus clupeaformis (lake whitefish), 833 nucleotides long. RefSeq names its product small vasohibin-binding protein. Gene Ontology annotation, cellular component: apical part of cell. Gene Ontology annotation, biological process: protein secretion; negative regulation of protein ubiquitination. NCBI's taxonomy places the organism in Eukaryota, Metazoa, Chordata, Actinopteri, Salmoniformes, Salmonidae. Bases 253 to 447 code for a protein of 64 amino acids. The record is from RefSeq and is a predicted model, not a curated record. The transcript has 4 exons.